AACACAGGAGCUACAUUCUCAAGAUGAUCGGACUCUAUGUAAUUUUGGCUUAUUUCAGCGAAUUGUAUUUAGCAAGUGAUACGGUGAUUCAGCCUAGUCCUUUCAUGACAGUUGACGUUGGAGAAGAUGUGACCUUGGAAUGUUCAUUUCCCAAGGAAAGUGCGUAUUUCGUGUUUUGGUUUAAGCUAAAUUUUGGACAGAGACCUUUUCUAAUAGCAGGAUCUCAUGCAUCUCGCACACAAGACACAUUCAACUCCAACUCCACACACUAUGAAGUGAAGCAAGAUGGGGGAAUGAUUCAGCUAAUAAUAUUAAAGACAGAACCAGCAGAUUCAGGGAUGUAUUACUGUGGAACAAGGAAACUUGUUUUUAUUUUCUUUGGAGCAGGAACCUUUCUGGAAAUAAGGGACGCUGAAAAGCAGCCCAUUAAUUGGAUAGUCGAGCAGCAGCCUGUGUCUGACACAGUGCAGCCUGGAGACUCUGUGAGCCUGCAGUGUACAAUAGAGACUGGGAGCUGUGCAGGAGAACACAGUGUUUACUGGUUCAGACAUGGAUCAGGAGAAUCCCUUCCUGGAGUCAUUUACAGCCAUAGGAACAGGAGUGAUGAGUGUGAGAAGAGCCCUGAGGCUGGAUCUCCUACACGGAGCUGCGUCUACAGCCUCCCCAAGAGGAACCUCAGCCCCUCUGAUGCUGGGACUUACUACUGCGCUGUGGCCAUGUGUGGGGAGAUGCUGUUUGGGAACGGGACCAAGCUGGAUAUAGAUGAACCUUGCAUUACAGUUCCUAUAAUUAUGGCAUCUGCACUAGUUUUGUGUGUGACUGUAAUUUUUACACUGGCCUGCACAAGAAAUAGGAGGACAUGCUGUGAGCAUUGUGCAGCUUGUGAGUCUGAGGUGGAGCAUCUCAAAGACCAUAAGGAAACAGACAGUCAGAAUCCUGAUGCGGAGAUGUUAAAUUACGCUGCCCUGCACUUCGCUCAGAAGAAAGGAGAAAGUCGAAGAAAAACGAGAGAGACGGAAGAUUGUAGUCUGUACUCUGAUGUGAGGUUAACAGGCUAUUUGGCAUUAAGCGGUACUGUUGUUCAGCCUAGUCCACUCUCGACAGUCGAAGCCGGGGAUGAUGUGACUUUGGAAUGUUCAUUUCCCCACAACGACGCUCAUUCUGCGUUUUGGUUUAAGUUAAUUAUCAGCCAGAGACCUCUUCUAAUAGCAACAUCUGUCAAAUUUGCAUCAGCUGCAACAUAUCACAACAACUUUAACUCAACACGCUACAAAGUGAAAACAGAUGAGGGAAUCAAUCAUUUAAUAAUCUUAAAGACAGAACCAUCGGAUUCAGGGAUGUAUUACUGUGGAACGAGAAGGGAUUUCUUAAUUCUGUUUGGAGCUGGAACUUUUCUUACAGUAAAGGGUUCCGGAAAACAACACAGCAACAGAAAAGUAGAGCAGUAUCCUGUGUCUGACCCAGUGCAGCCGGGAGACUCUGUGAACCUGCAGUGUACAAUAGAGACUGGGAGCUGUGCAGGAGAACACAGUGUUUACUGGUUCAGACAUGGAUCAGGAGAAUCCCUUCCAGGAGUCAUUUACAGCCAUAGGAACAGGAGUGAUGAGUGUGAGAAGAGCCCUGAGGCUGGAUCUCCUACACGGAGCUGCGUCUACAGCCUCCCCAAGAGGAACCUCAGCCCCUCUGAUGCUGGGACUUACUACUGCGCUGUGGCCAUGUGUGGGGAGAUGCUGUUUGGCAAUGGAACAAAGAUUCACAUAGAAGGAUCUUUAUCUGUGAGUCCAGUAAUCAUUGGCCUGGGAGCUGCACUUGUCUUGUGUGUGACUAUAAUAGUUAUACUUCUGAGCACCAGAAAUAAGACGACAUGCUGUAAGCACUGUGCAGCACGUGUUUCUGAGGAAGAUAAUCAUAAUUUCCCCAAGACAAAAGAAACAAGCAAGCAGAAACAUGACACAGAGACGCUGAAUUACACUGCCUUGCAUUUUAAUGAGAAGCCAAAAACUCAGAGAACGAAGAGAGAGGACAGUUUGUACUCUGAUGUGCGGUUAACAGAAUGAGAAUGAGAGUCUGAUGCAUACGUUUGAUGCUUUUUGUCUAAGGUAUGGCUCAAUAUUGCAGGUUAACCUUGUUGGGCUUUAAAAGGAGGUAGGUUAUGCAAAUGUUUAAUUCAGUAUGUUUUACCAUAUCAUCCUCUGUGGACAUAGAAUUGUAAAAACAUUCUCUUAAACAGACAGCUGGUUCAUGAGUUGUUUAAUGUGCCUACUGAUCAAUCUUUCAAUAACUUCAAAUACUGUAUUACGAGCCCAAAUAAUGGUAAAACAUGGAUAAAGGAUAGAAAAUGUUAAAUUGUACAAUUUUUACUAAAUAAGUAAUUGGUGGGUGGAGAGAAUCAAUUCAUAAUCAACUGGUUUCCAGAAGAAGCAUACUGAACUGUACAAACCACUGUAUGUAUUCUAGAUGAAGCUAGUUUUAUACUUGUAUUUACUGAGUAGUAGUAAUACUAGCUACACUAGGCUGGAUAGGGAAAAGAGUCAUGUUGAUAUGGGGAUGGACAUUAUGUAUAAGUGAGUAUGGAUAUGAGUUUAAUAAAAGCAGAAGGAUGGAGGAUGAAAUUAAAAAGUAACCCGUUCGUACAUAAGCACUUCAUUACAUUCCUCUACCAGCAAACCAGCACACCAUAGACCUCACAUCUGAGAAACCUGUGGUCAGUUCAACCAAUGAUACUCAAUAUACCAUGGAAGCAGUGCUGUGAGCUACGGCCAGAGCGGAGGGUGAAGCACGGCCCCAUCAGAAGGUGCGGACAGCCCACAUCAUGAUGCUGAAGAUUCCAUGGCUGAUCCUUGCUUAUUUGGCCUACAUAGAUCACAGUUUAAAACACAUCAGGACAAAGAGUCAUUUGAUCUGUAAAAGAAAGUGGCCAACAGGUCCCAUUAUUGCAGAAAUCCAUUAAAAAAAUUAAUUGCAUCAAUUUUGUUCUCUUUUGGCUUUCAAUUAUUUCAGUAUUGAAUAAAUGUGAGCCAUACCCAACCUAUGUGGUAACUUGGGCUUUGAAUAAGCAGCCAACUCUUUGGUUACUUCUCCAUAGUCAAUAAAGAACCUUAGGCACUAUAA
Messenger RNA from Brienomyrus brachyistius, 3111 nucleotides. RefSeq lists its product as uncharacterized. The coding region runs from base 24 to 2057 and encodes 677 amino acids. The record is from RefSeq and is a predicted model, not a curated record. NCBI's taxonomy places the organism in Eukaryota, Metazoa, Chordata, Actinopteri, Osteoglossiformes, Mormyridae. The transcript has 11 exons. Gene Ontology annotation, biological process: response to bacterium.